Melozone crissalis (California towhee) is the source of this 834-nucleotide messenger RNA. RefSeq names its product glycine-N-acyltransferase-like protein 3. The coding region runs from base 1 to 834 and encodes 277 amino acids. The record is from RefSeq and is a predicted model, not a curated record. Gene Ontology annotation, cellular component: mitochondrion. Gene Ontology annotation, molecular function: glycine N-acyltransferase activity. The transcript has 5 exons. NCBI's taxonomy places the organism in Eukaryota, Metazoa, Chordata, Aves, Passeriformes, Passerellidae.
AUGCAGAUCCUGAGGUGCCCAGCCCAGCUGCAGCUCCUGGAGGAGACCCUGCGGAAGAGCCUGCCCACCACCCUGCCGGUCCUAGGGACAGUGAUGACGGUGGCCAGGGGGAACCCAGCCUCCCACGAGGUGCUGGUGGACUCCUGGCCCAAUUUCAGCAUCGUCCUGACCCGCCUGCGCCCAGAGGACCACAGGGACCCCAGGGACUACUACACCAACCAGCUGUCCGUGUUCUACCGGGACAAGGGAGCCCUGCAGGCACUGCUGGAGGGCACUGAGGCCGUCACCCGGGAAAGAGCCUUCCAGAUUCUGGGGAUGCAGGAUGGGCUGGACCAGGCCGUGCAGGAGGUGGCCAGUGCCAGGGGCCUGAAGGUGGAGACAAUCCGGUACCGGGCGCUGAUGAGCCCUGAGCCCCCCCAGCCCCGCAGGCAGAUGCCCGCGGGCCUGCGCCUGGCGCCCGUGUCCCCAUCCCACAUCUCUCUUCUCAACGCCACGUGGGCGCUGGGGGGCAAUGCCCGCAGCCGGGCGUUCCUGCUGGGGCUGGUGCGGGCGCUGCCCUCCGCCUGCCUGCUGGGCCCGCGGGGCCGCCCGGUGUCCUGGAGCCUGCUGGACGGGCAGGGCUGCCUGCGCCACGGCUACACCGUGCCCGCCUGGCGCGGCCGCGGCCUCACCGGGCUCCUGCUGAACGCGCUGGGCCGGGAGCUGCACGCCCGCGGCUUCCCCAUCUACUGCGCCGUGCUGCCCCACAACACGGCCUCGCUGCAUGCCCUGCAGGCCAUCGGCUUCGAGCCCCAGCCCGGAACCUUCCACAUGAUCCUGGGCACCCCCAAGUAG